GUGCAGUGCUCCAACAGCAGCCACACAGGGCUGCACCACAGCGGAAGUACUGGGAACCAGGAACAGCAGGAGCCACGGCGCUGUCAUGUUCUGGUGGAGAGACGCCUGCUAACUAACUCCGUUAACCCACCCUGACACACACAUCCAGGGGACCAUGGGAGGGUCUUCAAGCGUCGAGAUACCGGGUGGAGGGACUGAAGGCUACCACGUCCUCAGAGUGCAAGAGAAUUCCCCCGGUCAUUGUGCAGGACUGGAGCCUUUCUUUGAUUUCAUCAUUUCCAUUAGUGACACUAGACUGAACAAGGACAAUGACACCUUAAAAGAGCUGCUGAAGAUGAACGUGGAGAGGCCCGUCAAGAUAACGUUAUACAGUAGCAAGACGCUGGCAGUGAGGGAGACGACCGUCACACCAAGCAACAUGUGGGGCGGACAGGGGCUGCUGGGAGUCAGCAUUCGCUUCUGCAGCUUUGAAGGAGCCAAUGAGAAUGUUUGGCAUGUUUUGGAAGUGGAGCCAAACUCCCCUGCAGCUGUUGCUGGUUUGAGGGCUCAUACUGACUACAUUAUAGGAGCUGACACCGUCAUGUGCGAGGGUGAAGAUCUGUUCUCUGUAGUGGAAACACAUGAAGGGAAGGAGCUGAAGCUUUAUGUUUACAACACAGAUACGGACAACUGCCGCGAGGUGGUCAUCACUCCAAACUGUGAUUGGGGUGGAGAGGGCAGUCUAGGAUGUGGGAUUGGCUAUGGCUACCUGCACAGGAUACCUACACUGCCAUUUGAAGAGGGCAAGAAAACCAGUUUCUCUGCACAGACUCCCAGUGAGCCAGUAACUCCUCCGAAAGAUGGCUUCACAGAGGUCCAUCUCUCUGCUGUCAUUCCAACCGUUCCAGUUGCUGCGUCUUCUUCUGCUACGACUAGAUUAGAGCAGUCACUCGCUGGCUUGUCAGUGAGCUCUAAUCUGACCGCUGUUGUUAGCGAUCUACCGACAGGAGCUCCUACUGUCCCUCUGCCCAGCCAUGUCCCCUCCUCACAAAGCGCUCCCCUGUCUGUCAGUCCUGCCUCCACACUACCAGGUUUAAUGCCCUUACCUGGAGGUCUUCCACCCUUUCCUCAUUUACCAAAUCUAAAUAUCACCUUGCCACCUGGUGGAUUACAACAUACAGGUCUUCCACCCCUCACCCUGCCAAGUGUGGUCCCUGGUGUAACUCUGCCUCCACCUGACUUUGUUCUUCCCCCCGUCGCUGCAAAUGCACCUCCUGCUGUUACAAUGAAUACCACAUACCCCCCCUCUGCUAUCCAAAUGAACAGUUCACUGACCAGAACCCCCGUCGCACCAUCAGUGGCCACCCCUGAAUCAAUAAAUAUCACAAUAACUGCUGACUCAUCUUAGCAGAGAGCGCUGUUAAAAGUUGUCGGCUUACACAAUAUAGCCAGUCUAUUAGCUGCAUCACUCAGUUGACAAAUUGCUCCUACAUGCCGUUACGAUUGUUGUACGAGCUCUGGUAUCUGGAGGAUACUUGGAGCUGGUGCUGGUCUGCUCACAUGAAGCGUGAAUGUGUGUCCGGCAGAAGCUGGCUUGUUGAUGGCAGUAAAAAGAAAAUUACAAGAAUAAUUCAAGCCUCUCAGCAGAGUUCAAAUAUUCACUCUGCUGCAGAGCAACUUUUAAAAUAGCUCAUAACUCAAUAGUAAUAGGUAUUAACACAAACUAUGUGGGCUUUUUUAAGCUUGGCUGAAAGAAAAGGUGUAAAAUAUGUGGGAACAGGUUACUUUUAAGUGUGUGGGUCAGUAUGUUGGCUUUUUUUUUUUAGGACUACGGAGCCUUUGAAGGGUCAUAAUUACCCCUUUUCCACCACAUGGAACCAGUUCUGUUCUGGUUCCCAUUUAAUUUUGAACCGUUCAGAGCAUUUCCAUCAAAAAGUUGGUUCUCAGGUCAGGCCAAAAAAUAGGUUUUCCUUAAAUUGAAGUGCCAAUUGUCACCACAUCAGUGGGCGUGUCAUUUUCUACAGGUUGGAAAGGGAGGAUGGGGGCGGCAGUGAUGGAGAGGUCACGUGAGAAAUCAAAGAGCGUGCAGUGGUCUCAUGAAUAAUUAGUCCAUGCGUGUUUUUGGGGGGGGGGGGUAAGACAUAUCUGUACUAACAGAACAAAAGUUUGCAGGUAAUGAAUGUAAUCAGCCAUUUUGCUGCAAUUGUUUACUUCCAUAGUGCAUUAUGCGACCUCUUCUGUUGAUGACACAUCCUUCAUUGCAAUGGUCCUGCUCAAAACUGGUGGCAAUGCAGGCUGCCUCACAAGAUAUACCAUGAAUUGAACCAGUUAAGGACCCAGAGCUAAUUUGGUGGAAAAGGGGUAAAUGUUUUUUUUUCCCCUCAACUACUUUUGUGCUUCCUAGCAAUGUUUUUGCAGUCUCCCUGAUCCACAGGAACAUUUUGUAUAUUGGUCCAGUCAGUUUUAAAGCACAGUUUAGGGAAAUAUUGUGCAGAUACUACAGAAUGGAGACCUGAUUGCUCAUUACUCCUCUUAAAAGAGCUUAGCUCCAACAGUAUGCAGCCACUUCCUGUGAGUGCAGCUGCUCUUCCUGGCUGUGAAUAUGGUAAUUGCUUAGACUAAGGUUGCAGUUUUGGUUGUAACUAUGAUGCUGUGAAUAUGGCUACUGUAGCUGUAAAGUGACUACUCUUUACUGCUCCUGUUAAUGCUUUCACAGCUAAUGCUAACCACACAGGAUAUAAUAGAUGUAUUUAACACCACACUUAGCCAGCAUAACCAUGUCAGUUCACUGCAAACAUUCCACCCCUGCAUGCAGAUAUUGUUACACUAUUAUAUAGAUUAACUUGUCAUAAUCAUGAUGACCAAGGUAUAUACAUGGCUACAUCCAAAACCACAGCUACCGUCUGUCUCAAUCAGACUUGGCAGCAGUCAGUGAGAAAGCUGUGUCGACUAGCUCUGCUCUAUCCAGCUGCAAUGAUAGACCGGGCGACAUACAGCUAAGGGUACACCCACACGAGGUGCUCCCAACUAGCAGCGGUCAUGUAAUACAUAAUAGUGUAUUCAUAAUACAGCUCAGCCUCUCUAUGGAUCAGAAGAAAUGCAGAACAUAUUGCGAGGUAACACAAAAAAGGAGAGAAAAGGUGGCUCUUUAAACUACUGGAGGUCUUCAGGGGAAGGAAGAGUGGUAACUUAUACUACUGGGGAUUUCUCUUAGAAAAGCAGGUUUGCUUGCUGCAGCGCUGUAGCCAUUAAAAAUGUAUAAUGGUGUUGAUUUUGUACAAAAAAUGAUUUGUAUAGUGUUAUAUCGUUACCUUGAUUAAACUGAUGUAUUUUCUCUAUCUCA
Messenger RNA from Epinephelus lanceolatus (giant grouper), 3322 nucleotides. Its product is annotated as Golgi reassembly-stacking protein 2-like. The record is from RefSeq and is a predicted model, not a curated record. Gene Ontology annotation, cellular component: Golgi apparatus. NCBI's taxonomy places the organism in Eukaryota, Metazoa, Chordata, Actinopteri, Perciformes, Serranidae. Gene Ontology annotation, molecular function: protein binding. Gene Ontology annotation, biological process: Golgi organization.